UAGGAAUAAAGCUUUCCACGUGGGUCAGUUUUUUAGAUCACUGAUCUGUAGUACUUUGGAUGCAGCUAAGCGUUUUAUAUAUGACUUCUUUUUCUUGGCAGUGUUCCUGAGAGCUGCUCCAUGCUGUGCAGCUCUUCCUUCUCAGAAUGUAUUGAGUGUGAUAGUUUAGUGGUGACCCCAGGGAAUGUUUGUAAAUAGUGGGCACUUUGGGACGGGUGUUCUGCUUUGCAGCAGUAUGACGUUUAAUAAAGCCUCAGAAUUAACCACAAUGUGGACUCGUGCACUGCCACCCUGUUCUCGGUUUUCAGUGGCCCCACCCUACUACUUUUGAGCUGAUUUGUUGUAACAAGUAGGCCAAAAAGCUCAUAAAUUUACAUCCUGGAACUAAUGGGCCAGCACCUAAGAUCAUGUACUUGUAGCAGUCUAGCUGUAUCAGGUAAGUGGGCUGUUAAUAUAUGAGGCAGGUUUUUUCAUUUAUUUUCAGUGCUGGGGAUUGAACUCAGCCUGUGCCUGAUAGGCAAGUGCACUACCCAUUGAGCUAAUAUCUGCAGCAGGAGACACAUUAUUUUCAAUUUCAAUUUUGUGUGAAUGUUACAUUUUAUUGUGUGUGUGUGUGUGUGUUGAUUGCUCCAUUUCUAUAUGUUUGUAUGUGUUGUUAAAGUAUUGUUAGUGUUAAAAGUGUGGACUCUGUAAACAAUUCUGUUUUGGAUUAUUUGAAAUAGGAUCUUGGGCAAAAUCAGUGGUAAAAGAGCCUGCUGAUCUACACCUUUGUUCAUAUGCCUGGUGCACAGCAUGCAAGCUGUUGUAGCUAGAGAGUAAUACCUACCUUCCAGUCUCCUUUACAAACUAAACUGUAAGUAGAAUCCGCUGUGAUUAAAAAUAAAGGUUUGGAGUUGUAGCCCCAGAGCCCUUCUCAGGAAAGGAUACAUUCCUGCCUGUUCACUACUACACAGGUCUGGCCUUUUUAGAAGCAUCCGUUACAUACUGUGGUUUGCCCUGGGUAUUUGGCCAGCUUAGGAGCUUCUAAGAACCGGGUGGUGGGACAGAGAUGAACAUCCAUCGUCUGCUAGGUAUCAACAUACUCAGUAGGCUGCUGGAGAGGAGCAGCGAGUUCAAACCUGGAGAUUUCAGAGAAAGGUGGUGAUCCUGAAUAAAUAAAUAAAUAGGCCGAAGGCGUUCUAUUUGAUACGGUGUAAAUUCCUGAUUUCUGAAAGGGGAUUAGUCAGGAUUUGAUCUCUCGGAGAACCUUGGGCUUUAGUCCUAGAGCUGCGGUUGAGAGUUUAAGCACCGGCUUUACAUGAUCCAAUGAGAUCUCGGUCCCAUGGACGACGCACCUUUGGGUAGUGUGGGUUUAAGAGGUUCUCUGGAACAGUGGGGCCUGAUGGUUGGAAAGUGAGCCUUUGUAUCGGGCGCGUCUAGCAAGUUUCCCAUUGUCACCGUGCUAGCAGUGAGACCUUAAACUAUCUACAAACUGGCACCAUAACUUCAGGAAUAAGGGAAGCAAGUCCCUGGCCUCAAGGAACCAUCCAGCAGCUCAGCUGGAGUGUAAAACCCGCCAAAUCACUGGAUGGAAGGCUGGGCAGCCUGGUCGCUCGACGCCCAGGUGCAGCCCUCAGCACUGCAGUCUGCCCCGGUCCCAGAGGCCACCCAAGAUCUGCCAAGGCGGGCGGGGCCCUUGGCAGGCGACCCAGACCGGGGAGAGCUGAGCCCGGGCCCCAGAAGCUCAGUGGCGAAACUCGACGCCUUCUAUUUAAAGGCUUGGGGCUCCCCCGCCCCGCGCGCCGGGAACCCGAGCAGCCCCGCGGCCCGGGCGAAGUGCAGUCAGACGGAGAACACCGGGCGAGGCGCGGGCAGCUCCGACUCCGGCCGGGACAGGCGCGAUGGCGAGCGCUGACAGCAGACACGCCGCGGAGGGCUUCCUCGGCUGGGGUGCGGACGAGGAGGCGGCCCAGGAGCUGGAGACGGAGGAGUCGUCGGAGGGCGAGGAGGAGGAGGAGGAGGCCGAGUCGGAGGAGGAGCCCGACGCCAGGUUGUCAGAGGAGGAUGACGAGGGCAAGACCAGGCAGGAGUGCAUCAUCUCUGAUCCCUCCUUCUCCAUGGUGGCGGUCCAACGGGAAGACAGCGGAAUAACCUGGGAGACCAAUUCCAGCGGAGCUUCUACUCCUUGGGCUUCCGAAGAAAGUCAGACUUCUGGCGUAUGUAGUUUGGAAGGGUCAGCUCUGAAUUCCCCUCCAGGGAAUGUUUCCUUUAUUGUGGAUGAAGUCAAAAAGACGCGGAAAAGAACGCAUAAGUCCAAGCGUGGCUCACCAUCGUUACGUCGGAAAGGCAGCAAAAAACGAAAUUCUCUGGAAUCGCAAGAUGUUCUGGCAAACAAGGAAGAUGGCCCUUUAAUUUCAGAAAGCCCAGUACUCAAUGCUGAGAAAGAGAAGUCACCUAUGGGCACUUACGAUAAAACAAGAAGGAAGAAAACAACGUCAAACACGCCUCCCAUCACCGGGGCAAUAUACAAAGAGCACAAACCACUGGUGUUGAGGCCAGUCUACAUAGGAACGGUACAAUACAAAAUUAAGAUGUUCAAUUCAGUUAAGGAAGAAUUAAUUCCUCUACAAUUUUAUGGGACAUUGCCCAAAGGUUAUGUAAUUAAGGAAAUACAUUACAGGAAAGGAAAAGAUGCAUCCAUUAGUCUAGAGCCGGAUUUGAGCAAUAGUGGUUCUAACAUAGUUUCCCAAAGAAGUAAAGUAGUCGCCCAAAGCCCAGAAGAUGACAGGGUGAGAGAGCUUGCUCCACCCUGGAGAGGUGCCCUCUCCAAAGGGCCAAAGUCCAUGACCUCAUUAUUUAGUCAUGAAGAGCAAAAGGAAGUGUAUGUUGAUUCCCCCUUCAAUGCCAUGUCUGCAACCGAGCACACAUCGUCCUCUUAUUCCAGAAAAGAUACAGCAGACCAAGAACAUCUAAGACCUCCACAGACGGUGCCACAGCAGCCAGCUGACGAAUCAAAGACCCACAGAACAGAGCCACCCAGCACACCAGCAACAACGGUCCUCGAAAAAGCAGAGGAAGAAUUUGAACCAGACUCACCAGGAAUGGAAAGUUCAGAGAACGAGGCUUCGGUGUUCUCAGGCUCAGCUGCUGAUGUCAAACAGGAAGACAUGGUUUCUGUCGACCAUUCCAUGUCACAGGAGGCAGAGGAGUCUUUGCAGACAGGACCACUAAGACUGGCACCAUCCAUCCUAGAAAAGUUUGAGUCAGCCAAGGAAGAGCUAGAGCCGACUUCAAUAGAAAGGACAGAACCAGCCUUUGAACACCUGACCUUGCCUGAGCCCAUAGUCCACAGAGAGGAGGAGCAUGCGCCUGAGCCCAUAGUCCAUAGAGAGGAGGAGCAUGCGCCUGAGCCCAUAGUCCAUAGAGAGGAGGAGCAUGCGCCUGAGCCUGCAGUUCAUAGAGAGGAGGAGCAUGCGCCUGAGCCUGCAGUUCAUAGAGAGGAGGAGCAUGCGCCUGAGCCCAUAGUUCACAGAGAGGAGGAGCAUGCGCCUGAGCCCAUAGUUCAUAGAGAGGAGGAGCAUGCGCCUGAGCCACCUGUCUCCCGAGCCUCACAAGAACUAGAGAAGGGAUUAGAGAUCAUGGAUACCACUGAGCCCGAAGAUUCUAGUCUAGAAGAAGAGAUCAUAGAACUUGAUUACCCAGAAAGUCCGUUAGUUUCUGAGGAGCCUUUCCCAUCACCUUUGUCCCCUGAAGUGCAGCACGGAGAAGAGUCCAUUCUACCGUCUCAGAAGACAUUCACACCUGAACAUGUCUCUUUGUCUGAGGAGGAAAGAGAGGAAAGUGAGUCUGUUUCUACUGAUUCUGCGUUUGCAUCUGAGUAUUCUGUCCCACGGGAUUUGAAUCGUGGACCCGAGAAGCAAGACGCUGGGGCAGUUUCUCUCUCUGAUGUGAAAUCCACCUCUGAACCUGCUGUAUUUUCGGAGGAGGAGGAUGAUGGGCGUGAGGCUUAUAUCCCAGCCGUGGCAUCUGAAUCUGAGCACUCUCUCUCUCCAUCCACCGUUGAGAAGACAUCUGCAUCCCAGUCCCCACUCUUUUCACCAGUCACACCAGACCAUCUGGUCCUGUCUGGAGAUCAGGCCUCAGACAGUAGGCGUCACACACCAGAGUCUGCGCCUGCUACUGAGUAUUCAGGCCCAGAGCAUGCUGCGCAAGAGUUGUUGGCAAGAACGGGUGACCAUAAGCCCCCAUUAAAGUCCCGAGAUGUUUCUGAGCCCAUGAUUACGACAGAAGAAAAGAAAGAAGACGUGGGGCCUCACCCCCCAGUUGUGGAUGCUACCUCUGAAUACUCUCAUUCACCAUGGUUAACUGAGAAGGCUUCUGAGCGCCACUUACCACCACCCCUGGCUGCCACACUGAGACAUGCAGUUGUAUCAGAAGAUGAGCAUCUAGAAAGUGAACAUUUCACGUCAGAUUCAAAACUGACACCUAAAUCCUCAACUCCACAAAAUGUAACACAGGAAUCCCCCCAAAAAACAAUUGAUGACAUGCCCCAAUUCAAACCAAAAGGCAUUCCUCAGCCCGUGACCCUGUUAGAAGAAGAAAAGGGAGAUGUGCGGCCGUCUUCACCGGAUGUGGUGUCUGCAUCUCAACACGCUGUCCCACCACACGCAGCCGAGAUGCUUUCUGAAUGUCAGGUCCCACUUCCUUCAGCCGCCUCAUCUGAGCAUGUGGUCCUACCAGACGGAGGGACCGUAGCAGGCCAGCGGUACUCACUUCCCUCCACAUCUGCUUCUGAACUCUCAGUACCAACACCAUCAGUAACACCAGAGUCCCAGGAGGAAGAGAUUGUCCACACAUCAUCCCCUCUGCUUCUAAAAGGUGCCGCCUCACCCACAAAUCUAUCAGAGCAAGAGCAGGAAGAGGGAGACAUCGGGCCCUUCUCCCCUGAUUCUGCCUUUGUGUCAGAAUUCUCGUUCUCACCUUAUCCAACUCAGGAAAUAGAGAAAAGAGAGCUGGGUCGUGAUUCUCCACUGUGCUUGACAUCACCAUCUGAACAUACUGUUUUGUCAGAUGAAGACACGGAAGAGGCGGAGCUUUUUUCUCCGGAUUCAGCAUCACAAGUAUCAAUCCCACCAUACAGAAUUCCAGAAACAGAGCACAACGAGGCCCAGCCAGACUCGUCACUAACUACGAGGUCUGCUCCAGAAUACCCCUACUUCUCAGAAGCAGAUGGAGAAGAGUCAGAAUCAUCAGUGCUCACACCUGUUCCCGAGCAUUUUGACCCAGCACAGGAGCAAAAGGCCAGGCCCUUCCCUUUCAUGCCUGUAUCCGAAGACCUGAGUCUGCCACCUUCAGCAAAUCAAACAGGCCAAGCAGAAAUUAUGCCAGAUGCUCCAACAAUCUCAACAUCUGUAUCCGAAUAUCUCAUCCUGGCCCAGCAGCAGAAAACUCAAACAUCACUGGAGCCCGAGGCUGGAGGUUUGGUACCACCACCUUUAACCAGUGACCAGGAGGAGGGAGAUGCUAAGGGCCGCUCAGCAGCAGCUUCGACAGUUGCUUCUUCAUCUGCCCUGUCCCCAGCGGGAAAGGAAGAAGCCGAACCCAUUUUGCCCACAUCUCGGUCCUCACUUCCAUCUGAGUCAGCCUGCGUCCUUAAGACAGACCAGGAACCCAGAGCAUCACUCUCUCUAAAAUCUGCCCACGAGCAGAUGGCUUUGCCAAAAGUCAGAAGGGAAGAAACUGUGCCGGAUUCUCAAGGAGCGGCAGCACGCGCAUCACAGGAUCAGACACCAGAGCCUCAGCCCCCGAAUGUUCCAGGGUCUGGGAUGAAAUACUCAGUUUUGUCUGACUCGGCACAGGAACCAAAGGCGGAUGUCAAACCCGAUUUAGCUCCAACUGUGACUUCUGAACUAGAACAUAGAAUGUUGUCAAAGAAUGAGCCUGAAGUGGCAAAACCGCGUUCACCUCCAGAGGAAACAUCUAUUUCUGGAUGUGAGGUUUUAUCUGGAGUGAAAACGGAAGGGAAGCGGGACUCCAAAAUAGCCAGGGGACUUCCUGCAGCUUCGGCGGGGAUGGAAAGGGAGGCUGAACAUGGUCCACCCGCACCGCCAGCAUGUACACCUUUGUCAGAAGAAAUGCAGAAAGAAACCGAAGCCAGCUUUUCUGCCACCACGGUGCCAGUAACUAAGCUUGAUUCGAACUUAACUGAGUUAGGCAGAGACGAAAGCCUGACAGAUUCAUCUCUCACCAGCCCCGAGGGACACCCCGGCUUAAAGCGGGUAGGGAAGAGCGAAUUACGAAGAAGCUCGCCACCACUCAUCACCUCCAGAGGCGAGCACUCAGUCCUCAUAGGGGAAGAGAAAGAACCAAUUAGAGGGCUCGCCGACAGCUCUUCGUCUGGAGGUUCAGCUUGGCCGGGAGCAGAGAAAGAAACGAAGUUAGAUUCAUCUCCGAGUCUGUCAUCUCCAUCGCAGCGUUCUACUGGGUCAAAAGUAGAAACUGAAGGCGUUAAACCUGGUUUGUCCAUUUCCAAAGUGCAGGCAGAUGUGUCUGGGGGAGCCAGGGCAGAAGACAAACAAGGCCUUUCAUUCCCUGCAGUUCUCGAUUCUGAACGCUCAGUUUCAUCACAGAAAAAGAACUUGGUGUCUGUCUCAGAGAUGUCAAGGCCUCAACCCAAACCUCCCGUCGACUUAGGUGGUGAGGUAAAGAAAGAAGACAGUGAGCUUCCUCCCCCACAAGUGUCACCUGCACCCAAACACACAGUUCCAAAUGACAAACCUGAGGAGAUAAUAAGGUCUCUUGAGUCUGAAAAUUUAGUGUCAGACAACUUAGCCCCAACGUUACUGGCUCUCAGGGAGGAGAUAAACAGAGAAGCAGAGGAGACAUCUUCUUCGGAGCCGGGGGCUUUCCUGUCAGGAAAGCAAGAUCUCGUGAAGCUCCCCCUGGAGCCUGAGGAGACACACAAACAAUUAUCAGAAGCACCAGCUGCUGGGUCAGAACUCAUUGGUGGUAGAGGUAGAAGUGAAUUCUUAGGUAUAGACCCAUUAAAACCAUUUGUAACUGAGCCAGCAUCUUCUGUCUUGGAAAUGGGCCCCACCAAGCUUAGGAGCAGAGGAAAAGAACAAGAGGAAAAGAGGGAAUUUCCUGUGCCAGCCACAUCUCCAUUAGAGACUGCUUCUUCUGACCUCCCUGUAGGGCAAAGGGAGCUCGAAAAAACCCUUCACGAGGGGCAAGCUGUUAAGGUGCCUGAUGUGAGCAGCUCUUUCGCAGAUAAACCAGAUCUGGCUAGUCAACAUGUCUCAGAUAGGAAAGAGAAUUUGGAGCAAUCCAAAUCGUUUAUGACAACUGAGUCUGCCGAUGUUACAGGAACAAAAGAGAAGGAGACUCUCUUUUCUCCAAAGGAUAACACCUGGAUUCUGGAAAAGCCAGAGGACUUGGCCAAUCAGCAUGAAGAUAGAAAACCAGGAUCUCAGCAGCUGGAGUCCCCUGACAGCAAUGAGCUGAUGCCAGAGAAACUCAAGGCUGCUCCAUUGGAUACAGACCACAUAUCUGGAAUCAGAAAGCAGGUUCUACCACAAGCUGUGGAAGAACCCCAUUUGCCAUUGCAAGAACAAGUAUCUACCCUUCAUGUACCUAGUGGCAGGAUAGAAACCUCACCCGCUAAGACUUCCCUUUCUGAAGAAAUAAAGAUGCCUCAGGAACCACAGCCCGUGGUUCCAGCUGGAAAGGUGGAGCGAGGCAGAGCAGAGGAGAGGCAGAUCAAUUCUUUCACAGAGAGUGAAAAUUCGAUACCAGAGAAAACGAAUACAGAAUUUCCCAGGCCUUGCGAAGAAGAAACCCAGGAGGAAAUCAAACUACCUCUUGAAAGAACUCUCCAGAAAUCAGAGCCUGGCCCAUCGGCGGAACAGGUAAAGGCAGAAGCUGCCCCCAUUCCUGCCAGAGCAGCACGUCUCCUGGCCGAAGUUGCAGAACCCACACUGGACAAUGACCAGGAAGCAAGCACAGUGCCGGUGUCUGGUGAAAAGCCACCUCAAGAACCAGAACGGGUUCCGUCAAAGGCUGUAGAUGAUGCCCAUGAACGGAGAAAACCAGCCUCCAACGUGAAAGUGUCCAUCCAAAGUAAAUCUGUCCCUGCAGUCAAAGCUGAUGUCACACCUCAAGCCCCAGAGACACCGGAGUUGGCACAAGGGCCAUCUGAGAAGUCAUCAGUGGCUGAGCAAGGCCUUCCUGCAGAGAAGGGGAAGAGAGGAAUUUCAUCCUUCAAAUCAUGGAUGUCUAACUUAUUGUUUGGAUCAAGCACUCCAGAUAAUAAAGUCAGUGACAAGGAAGAAGACUUAGAAACCCAGCCAAGUCCCUCUGUAGAGAAAGCAGCCACAGCCGUAGAGCCUAAAGGUGCAGUUCCUGCUGAGGUUAAUGCAGUUAAACUGGCUGAAGAACUCAAGGGUGUGUCAGUUAAAUCCAGAGAAAGUCCAGACCUUAAAGAAAAACUCACAUUUUUAUCAAAUGUGGAAGUUUUAAACCAGCCUGAAUCCAACUCUGAAAAUUAUGGGGAGAAAGAAUCUCAAGGCUAUUUGGAGGGAACAGGGGUAAGCUCAGCUACGCCAGCCGGUGGCAAACAUCUUGGAAUUCAACCUCGUUCUCCCAUGGGUGAGAAACUGGCCAUGGAAGAAACCCCAAACAGUGUUCCUUCCCAUGUUACCCAGAGCCAAAGACACCAGAAACCACAAAUCUCUCCUCCAUCUUCGUGGAGGAUUUCUGCUCUUCAGGAAGAACCGAGCGGUGAUCACAAAGAAACAUUGAUCUUGUCACCGGACGUAGUAGACAAAAUGCCACAACAGCCCAAGUCAGCUCCAUCCGACUUCACAAGGACGGAGGAACCCGAGAAGCCAGCACCAGUGAUUUUGCCAGUAGAAUCAAAAGGCGGUUUAAUUGAUCUUGGUGGAGACAGACUAAGAAAAGAAAUGCCAAAACCCACUUCUUUGGAACACCGUGAAGAGGAAGUCAAACUCCCAACAGAGAAGGAUAGCUGGGAAAUUAGAUCGUUUUCCCUGGCAGAGAAGAGGGAGCUGGCAGAGAAACAAGAAAUCAUGGCUCCCUCGGAGCUUAGGGAAAAUAAGGCGGCAGGAAAGUUGCAAAUGACGCCGGAAUCUCGACCUUUCAAGUUGGAAGAAUCAAAAGCCGCUGAGAAGCUGGAACAGCGCAUCUCUCCAAGUGAAGAGCUCAUGGAAAAACCCAGGGUGACUCUUGCUUUGGAGGAGAGGAAAGAAAAGGAAGAACAGGCAUGGGCGUCUUCAGAAGGAAAGAAGCAGGGACGUGGACCCUACUCUCCAACUGCAGCCAUGGCUGCGCCUGGAGCAUCGGCUGGCUCUUUGAGUGGAGCCCAACCACCUUCAUUGGUUAAACCACCACCCAUUGUUGAACAACCAGAACACAUAUUCACAGAGGUAUACCCAGAAAUUAGGGAGAGAAAGGCAGCAGAAACCCAACUACAUGCCCUGGAAGAGAGUAAAACUUCAGUAGAAAAAAACAAGUCUUCCCGUGUGGAGCCUCCCCAUGGGGAGAAAAUGGUUGGCCCUUCUUUGACUCAGGGAGGAAAUCUGGAGUUGGAGAAAUCAAGUGAGAAUAGAGUGAGUCUCAACGAGGAAAGGGGGCAGUUCGUAAUGCCAGAGUUGUCCUUUGGUGCUUUAGUGGCUGCUGCGGAUGAGAGUAUGCAGUCAAGAUCUCUAUCUAAGGAUGCUGAAAGGACAUCACAGCACACUCCUGAUGAAACAGAGCAUUUGGGAAGACCGCCCACUCAGCUGUCAUCUGUAGAACCACAAACUCUUGUUUCAGGAACUUCUCUAGAACAUACAGUGAAGAAACCUGAAACAUGGUUGGAGAGGCCUACAGUCCACACUAUCCAGACGUCUAAAGAUCACUUGACCAGGAUGCCGAAACAGUCUACUCUUGUUUCAAAGAGUCACUCGGAAACUGUGGAGGAGAUGCACAGAAAUGAACCACUCUCUUCAGCAGCAAGCAACUAUACUCAGUUUAUGCUUAAUGCGUCAGCAAUCAGUGCUGAUGGAACGGCUGCUAUGAGAGGCACAUCUCAGGAGCUCGGACGCACCUCCGUGAAAGAUGAAGAAUUUGCAAUAACCAGCAAGCCAGCUGGACUUUCAGAGGACCAGAAGAGUGCCUUCAGCAUCAUUUCUGAAGGGUGUGAGAUACUGAAUAUCCAUGCCCCUGCCUUCAUCCCUUCUGUGGACCAGGAAGAAAGUGAACAAAUGCAAGAUAAGUUACAGUAUUUGGAGGAGAAAGCCUCAUUUAAAACUAUAGCCCUGCAUGAUGAGAGUGAGGGAGUUGCCUCCCAAAAAGCACGGAAGGACAAGUUAGAAGAUCCUGGUAGGAAAGGCACAUCACUCACAGGAAGCGAGCCAAAGGAAACUCAGAAGACAAAAGAGGAGAUAGCCACCGAGUCAGAAACAGGGAACUUCACUUUUAUUCAACCCACAGUUUCUAGUGAAGAGGAGGAUUAUUUUGAAAAAUACACUUUGAUUGAUUAUAACCUUUCCCCAGACUCAGAAAAACAGAAAUUAACUCUUGAGGGAUUCCCAAAGGAAGCCAUGGAAGCAACGACUUCUUUCCCAGAAAGUUCAGAUGAAGGCGUCCUGGAACCCGAAUAUGACUUGGUAAAGUUAGAUGAGAGCUUUUACGGUCCAGCAAAAGACUACAGCGAAUUAUCUCACACAGAGAUGCAAAAGUCUUCGGUCAUCCAAAAACCAGAUGAUGAAAAUGUGUCAAAGGGUAUCAGUCGAGGGGUGGAUUCCAGAUCACCUGGGAUGCCUUUGUUUGAUGUGGAGGAAGGAGUUCUAUCAAGGAGUCAGAUCUUUCCCACCACCGCCAAGGCUGUUAACCCUGAGCUUCUUGAGGAACCGCCUGCACUUGCGUUUUUAUAUAAGGAUCUGUAUGAAGAGGCGUUUGGGGAGAAAGAGAAAGGGGAGACAGCUUCUGAAGGUGACAGUGUGGAUUCUGAGGCGUCAUUUCCAAGGCGACAUUCUGACACUGAGGAUGGAACAGGUAUGUAUUUUGAGAAGUAUAUACUCAAAGAUGACAUUCUUCACGACACAUCUGUAACUCAAGAGGAUCAAGGCCAAGGCCCGGAAGAAAAGCCAGUUGGUGAGGAUGAUUCGCAUCAACCGAGAGUUGCAGAAAGGGAAAUUGGGAGAAAGCCUGAAACUAGUUUUUGGGAGAAGAAUCUGGAAGAGCAGCACAAGGCUGUUGACAGGGAAGGAGACUCUGUAGGCCACAUGGAGCUCUGUGAUGGGGUAGCGGUGCAGCAGAAAGCUCCGGUUCCAGAGGAAGUCAGAGUGGUCACCCAGAAGAUGAGCUACGCAGUUCCGUUUGAAGACACCAGCCGUGUUCUGGAGAGUGGAGAUGAACCAAACAGCCAGGGUAGCGAAGCAGGAAAUGCCAGUCCAGAGGUCCAUCUGAAUGUCCCAGUACAAGUGUCUUUCCCAGAGGAAGAAUUUGCAGCUGGUGCCACUUACGCUCCAGAAAUGCCACAAGAGGAGCUCGUCCUAUCUGAGCCACAUGAAGAGAGGUUCCACAAUAUCCCUGUACAGGAUGAGUAUGAGUUUGUUGACUCUCUGGCCAGUCGAGGCAUCUUCCCAGAAGAACCACAUUCAGAAUCCACACCCGAAGAUGUGUUAUCUCAAGGAACAGAAUCCUCCGAGCACAUCAAGGAACAUGAACUCAUGAAUGAGGAGGAGCCAAGUAUGUCUGCCGAACAGAAGGAGCUGGACGGAAGGAGGACAGAAGACGACUGGACUGCCCCGGAGCCGGUUACAGAGAAGACACAGAGGGAACGGAGAAAGGCCCAGGUUGACUCUUACUGCUACACCUGCAAAAGCCCAGUCUCUGAAAUGGACAAGGUGUUGGACGUUCACAAAGACCAUGAGGUUUCGGCACUUGACACAGCUAUCAGUGCUGUGAAGGUUCAAUUAGGGGAAUUUCUUGAAAACCUACAAGAAAAAUCCUUGAGGAUUGAAGCUUUUGUUAGUGAGAUUGAAUCCUUUUUUAAUACCAUCGAGGAGAACUGCAGCAAAAAUGAGAAGCGGCUGGAAGAGCAGAAUGAGGAGAUGAUGAGGAAGGUUUUGGCGCAGUACGAUGAGAAAGCCCAGAGCUUCGAGGAAGUGAAGAAGAAGAAGAUGGAGUUCCUGCACGACCAGAUGGUCCACUUUCUGCAGAGCAUGGACACAGCCAAGGACACCUUGGAGACCAUAGUGAGAGAAGCUGAGGAGCUGGACGAGACCGUGUUCCUGGCUUCAUUUGAGGAAAUCAAUGAAAGGCUGCUUUCCGCCAUGGAUAGCACAGCCUCCUUAGAGAACAUGCCGGCCGCCUUCUCGCUUUUUGAGCACUAUGACGAUAGCUCGGCGCGAAGUGACCAGAUGUUGAAACAAGUGGCUGUUCCACAGCCUCCCAGACUAGAACCCCAGGAACCCAAUUCUGCCACCGGCACAACGAUUGCGGUGUACUGGAGCAUGAACAAGGAGGACGUUGUGGACUCAUUCCAGGUGUACUGUGUGGAAGAGCCCCAAGAUGACCAGGAAGUAAAUGAAUUGGUAGAAGAAUACAGACUGACUGUGAAAGAAAGUUGCUGCAUUUUUGAAGACUUAGAACCUGACCGAUGCUAUCAAGUGUGGGUGAUGGCCAUCAACUUCACUGGAUGUAGCCUGCCCAGUGAAAGAGCAAUUUUUAGAACAGCACCUUCCACACCCGUGAUUCAUGCAGAAGACUGCACUGUGUGCUGGAAUACGGCCACUGUCAGAUGGCGGCCUGCUAACCCCGAGGCCACAGAGACCUACACUCUGGAGUAUUGCAGACAACACUCUCCUGAGGGCGAGGGUCUGAGAUCUUUCUCUGGAAUUAAAGGACUCCAGCUGAAAGUUAACCUCCAACCCAACGACAAUUACUUCUUCUAUGUGAGAGCCAUCAACGCGUUCGGGACAAGCGAGCAGAGCGAAGCCGCCCUCAUCUCCACCAGAGGAACUAGAUUUCUCUUGUUGAGAGAAACAGCCCACCCAGCUCUCCAGAUCUCCUCAAAUGGGACGGUGAUCAGCUUCUCUGAGAGGAGACGGCUGACAGAGAUCCCCUCCGUGCUGGGGGAGGAGCUGCCUGCCUGUGGCCAGCAUUACUGGGAAACCACAGUCACAGACUGUCCGGCUUAUCGACUCGGCAUCUGCUCCAGCUCAGCUGUGAGGGCUGGUGCCCUGGGACAAGGGGAGACCUCGUGGUACAUGCAUUGCUCUGAGCCACAGAGGUACACGUUUUUCUAUAGUGGCAUUGUAAGCGAGGUACACGCGACUGAGCGUCCCGCCAGAGUGGGCAUUCUGCUGGACUACACCAACCAGAGACUUCUAUUUAUAAACGCUGAGAGCGGACAGCUGCUCUUCACCGUGAGGCAUCGAUUCAGCGAAGGCGUCCAUCCUGCCUUCGCCCUGGAGAAGCCUGGGAAAUGUACCCUGCAUCUGGGCGUAGAGCCCCCAGAUUCUGUCAGGCAUAAGUGAUCCUGAGCGUUCAGAGUUUAUGAGAGUAAGAAUUCAAGUUUGGGGUGGAGAGCUGUUGUUCUCUCUCUCCCAGAUAGUCUCCCACACACUUGCACUCACAAUAGCUGAGGGUGGUUCGGUCGGCAUGUGAGGAAAGCCAGGGACACCAUCUGUGAGUGAUAGGCUGCAAACGCAGCCUCCGCCCUUCCGUUCAGAGUUGGAGUUGUUUCCUAAAUUCAAAGGAGUCAUACUCGACCCAGGAACCAAACCCAGAGAAAUGGAUUCCUGCCUGCUUUAUCGGUCAAACAAAUCCCCCUCAGCCAGAUCAGAGAGGAGGGAAGGUUUUGUUAGUGGCACGGCACGUCUCCUCUGACAAAGAGACGUAGAUUUCUCCCACAAGAAGAUGUCACCUCACUUCACUAAAGGAUAAUGAAUCCUAGUCAUUAGAGAAAAUGUUUUAGCUGAUCUAAAUUUACAAUUAAUUCUUUUAUGAUCAUGUAUGCUGUAGAAUAUAAGCCCAACUUCUCUGAAAAUUCAAAUGUAGAAAAAUACUAGAUAUUAGAGCUUUCCAUUUUGUUAAAUAAAUGUCUAGAAUCUUAUAAAAUAAAACCUAUUGCAUGAACUUAUUGCACGUAACUUAGCCCAGCCUUUCUGGACCAGGACGCAGUGGAGAGAAGAUGCCCGUCACAAGCAAGCAAGGGGGUAGCGCUAAUAUUGAUUCUCAUUAGACAGUUUUGCACAGAGACUUUUUUUAAAAUAAAAAUGCUCUCAGUCCAUAGAGCCUGAACAGUUGUUCACAGAGUCA
This is a messenger RNA of Peromyscus californicus insignis, 14307 nucleotides long. It is a transcript of the gene Cmya5, whose product is annotated as cardiomyopathy associated 5. The transcript has 13 exons. The coding region runs from base 1881 to 13523 and encodes 3880 amino acids. The record is from RefSeq and is a predicted model, not a curated record. Gene Ontology annotation, molecular function: protein binding. Lineage: Eukaryota; Metazoa; Chordata; Mammalia; Rodentia; Cricetidae.